Messenger RNA from Pocillopora meandrina, 2808 nucleotides. NCBI's taxonomy places the organism in Eukaryota, Metazoa, Cnidaria, Anthozoa, Scleractinia, Pocilloporidae. The record is from the annotation of a GenBank genome assembly.
UUUGACUCUGUGAUGAGAAAGGCUGUAGAUGGAGUGGCAUCAGAGUAGAGUGAAGAAAGAUUUCUGAUCCUAGGUAAGUCAAACAAGAAGUUUUUGUCAAUUUGCAAGGGUAAUUUGUGAAUUAGGAUAAAGAUUUCCCUCUCUGAUGUGAGGGAAAAACAGACAAGAUACAAGAACUGAAGUAUAGUCAAAAUACUUCAUAAAAGGCUUUCCAUGGGAUGAAAAUAUAACAAAUUUAUGCUGUGAACUCUAUCACUGACAGUCUUGUGUGCUACUCUCAGAUAGCAUUAAAAUAAUCUAUUUUAAAUUAAUUUUGAUCAUAGAAUCCAGGAUCAGAGCAGUAUGAUUAACACUCCACUCCCAAAGAAACCCCAAAAUCUAUGGCUUUAUUUAAAAAGCUAUCAACAGAUGAAGCUGAGAAAAGUGUACUACAAUGUGCCCAAUUGUAUAAUAUGUAAUUGUGCAGUCAAUGCAUUCUAAAUGUAAAAUUGAUGAAACUUUUUAAAUUUUAUCAACAAGAAUCGAAUAAGAGACUUUCAGCACUUUCUUAAUAUUUGGCAUUUUGGGGUAUUGGCUUGAAUUAAAUUUUUAUCAAUUUUCAAAACCAUUUGCCAAUAAUUUACUUAUACGCCAUCAAAUGAUUCUUUUUAAUCAGUAUGGUUUACAUUCAACAUCAAUAACUAAAUCAUGAAAAGAACUCUUGAGCAAUAAAUGUGAUUAUUUUUAAUCAAGCAUUAUCAUAUUGUAUGUGACUCAAAUUACUCACUUCAAUAUUGGCAAGAUUAAAAAUACCAACAGCACAAGGUAUAAUCAGGGUUGGGUCUGCUGCAGUGAGGUCUGGAAACCAAAGGGCUCCCUCAUGUGCGAUGUCUGGGCAAGGAAGGAUUACUUCACCUGAAGUGAAAUGAAUAAACUGUAAAGUGUAAUAAAACAACCACACAACUGGCUCAACAAUUAUUCACUAAAAGCAGAUGUGAUUAGUAGUGGAUAUUUACUGAACAGCAAAACAGCAAGGCUAAUGUCCACCACUUUCACUGAUAUUGGUUAAGCGAAUAAUCAUUUUAGAUUAUACCACACAGAAACCAAAGGAUUAGUUUACUUUGGUCAAUAUACCAAACAAAUGGGUCAGAAAUUCAACUCUUGAUGGGAUUGAGCAAUUUCAUCUCUUCAGUGGCUUGGAGGUGAAUAGUACUCGUUAAUCAUUUCAGAACCAAGCAAUCAGCUCAUGUGAAAAACCUCUGUUCACCAGUGUGGUGCAUACUAAAUAAAUGUAGAUGAUUAAUUCACAAUUUCAAGAUAACAAAUCCUGAAGGCACCUUUCAAAUACUUAGAGUUCUGUUUGAGGCAAACACGAAUUAGCUUAUUUAAUAUGUAACUGGCCAAUACAUCAAAUACAACAAUACUUCUCCUAUAGUGCUAGUGGCUUAUAAUUAGCCCUGAAUUUCAGUCUAAUUUAACAUUUUGUCCAUUAAUUUGUAGAUUCCUAGAUUUCUUGAACUGGUUAUGGCUGCAGCUCCCAGCUUUCCCACUUACAAAUGGUGGGAAACAGAUGACAAGACCAAAAGGCUUUACACUGAGCUACUUGCAGAAAAGCUGUCAAGCCCACGAAAAUCAGGUGCCACUGCUCUCAGCAGAAAGCCUUCCAAUGGGAAAGAUGCAAGGUCUCAGCUAACAUCAUCUCCUAAACAUGAUAUCCCCAAAGUCAAUUUUAGCUGCGAUGAAAGAAGUUCCAGAAAAAGCAAAGAAGAUAAAGGUGAAGGAGAAGACAAGAGUGGAAAGUACACUUUUGAAACCAUUACCAUAGACACACUUGCUAAGUAUGAGUACAUCAAAAGUCCAAGAAAGCGAGCUGCUAGCACAGUACCUGUGAGUUUCUUUGAAUCAGCAGAGAAUCCAGACAGCAAAGGAAUUAAUAAAGCUGCUACAAGUGGUUACAAGGAUAAUAAAGAAGUUGGUGACAAACUGUUGGCAUCAAAAGUAUCAGAGAACUUCAAGGAAGGAAAAACUGCUUCAUUUUCAAAUGGGCAUUUUCUUAUUUCAGAGAAGUUUACAUCAACAAAAAAUGAUCAUGAAUUGCAAGGACUGAAGAAGGAUGGUGAUGUAAAAGAUGAUUCCAGGAAAGGAGCUUUGAUGAAGAAAGAGAAACCUUCACGUGCUAAACUAGCAGAAAUCCCUGAAUACACCUCCUCUGAAUCUAGUGAGAGCUCAGCAGACGAAACAGUGCUUCUAGGAGCAGGAAAUAAUGCAAAGAAACCAAUGACAGCUCUGACGUCAAAAGAAUCACAAGACAACAAGAAAACUGGAGAAGCUGACAAGCCUUUAAAGAUUGAGGAGCUCAGCACAAAGUUUCAGUAUUUAAGUGAGGAAGUUGCUCAACUAGAGUUUAAAAUGUUUGAGUUCUCUGAUGACAUAAAGAAGUUGAAACAAGCUAUGGGAUUUCAAGAUACCAAAGUUGAAAAUUGUGAAAAGGAAAAAACAAGCACCAAAGAUCUGCCUGUUGUGAAGAAAAACGAGUAUGGAAUGACACGCUCCAAAAGCUUCACACAUGCUGAUAAGUUCAACAGCAAGGCUUUACUUAUGAAGCAGAAUGCUUCACCAAGCAAGAUGCUGGCAGCUAAACCUGGUGGGCUUCUUUCAGAAAAAUUACCAUUGGAGGGUACAAGCAAAGAGGAUGCCAUUGCUGAGUUGAAGAAGAAUGGAGCCUUGACUGAAAUCAUCAACAAAAUAAAGGUGCAAGAAUUCAGUGAAGAUGAGAUUCAAGAAAUAUUGAGAUGUGCAAAAGAUAAGUACAUGAAAAAGCCAAAUUAG